AUGGACACUACACCUGCACCAUCUAGAGCCACCACGCUGCCGAACCAAACCCCUAAACGAGCCCGAAGUUCACCUACUCCUAGUCCAGCAGACAUAGGUAAACGCUCUCGUAGAGAGGGCACACCCCUUCUCUUUUCACUUUCAGACUCGUCUUCCCCUUCCACACCAGCUGAAUCUUCACCACGUGAUCCAGGAUCCGCCAACCUUUCUUCCUUCUGUGCGUUUUUGGACCAGCAAACCAACCCUCAGUCUCCAUCCAAGUCGAGACGUGUAUCCAGACCUUCCCCUCCUCGAACCAGAUUCCAGUCCGUUCCCAAUGCUACAAUUCUAACAACUACCAAACCAGUACCAAUCACACCGUCGACGACCAUUAUAUCCGCUACCAAACCGUAUUAUCACCAAACCAAGGACAAAUCAUUAUGGAAACUACCUGCUCUAAAGAAAUCUACCCUAAUAAUUGGAUCAUCUAACCUGAAUCGAAUUACCAAAACCAGUUCAGACACCGAAAUACAUUCUUACCCCGGUGCCCAAAUCCAUCACAUACAGUCAAUCCUGGAAUCAUACGACCAUGAUCCCAAACCUACUACCAUUAUUCUUCAUACUGAAAUAGCAGGUGUUCCACGCAGUAACAUCAUUAAUUACCGAGUUGUGACGAAGGACGGACAAUCUUAUUCAACUCUCAACUGA
Messenger RNA from Lottia gigantea (owl limpet), 687 nucleotides. RefSeq lists its product as hypothetical. The record is from RefSeq and is a predicted model, not a curated record. The coding region runs from base 1 to 687 and encodes 228 amino acids. The transcript is spliced from 2 exons. Lineage: Eukaryota; Metazoa; Mollusca; Gastropoda; Lottiidae.